AUGCGGCGGGUGUUGGACCGUCAGACGGGCGGCGUGGAGACAGGUCAAUUCACCCUGCUGGCGCUGCUGACGCCCGUGCUCGGAGGCAAAGUGACCCCAGUGCAGCAGGUGCUGAACAUGCUCUCCGAGAUGAAGACCAAGGGCGAGAAGAUGAUGGACGAGGAGCAGAAGAUAUACGCGGAGUAUUCCGAGUGGGCCGACGACAAGACGAAGGAGCUCGGCUACUCGAUCAAGACGGAGGAGGCCCUCAUCGAGAAGCUCACGGCCUUCAUCGAGGACUCGGAGGGGAAGUCCGCAGCCCUCAAGUUGCCGCGGGACGUAUCAGCAUUUUGGAGCGAUGGCACCUCGCACCAGGCUGGCGUCGGGGUGCUGAUCCGGCACUCUUUCCUCUUGAAUUUCAAUCCUUGUUCCGAGGAGGAUUGGGUGGAAAUCGUCCCUGGGAGAGUCGCUGUACUUCGCCUGCGGAGCCCCCACGGCGCUCUCGAUAUCGUGUCCGUCUAUCUUUCCACUGGCCCAUCGCAGGGUGCGCCGCAAGAGCGACCGGAGUGUUUCCGACGUAUGUCUCAACAUCUUCGGCCUGCAGACAAGGUGCUGACUGUUGUGGCCUGCGACUUCAAUUUCGUGACGGACGCUCGAGACAGGGUGACCAAGAGCACGGGGGAGUGGUCAGGGGCUGGGGACGCUCGAAACGCAGCAGACUUCAAGCAGCUGCUCGGCGACAUCUUCGAGUUCCACGAGUUGGAGCAGCCUUCCUUUCCUCACGAGUGCGCGCUCGCACGGUCGCGGCUAGACCGCCCGUUGCCGACGUCGCCGGUGGACGGCCCUGCUUGGGCCCGGCGCGUGAAGCUCGAGUGCCAGGAUCGCCAUCGGACGGAGGACUUCCCCGGCAGCGCUUUCCGGAGACCCAUCUUGCCUCAGCUGGCGAUUCGGACGGUGACCCUGAAUACCCACCAGCACUCGCAGGGUCCGGCAGGCGAGGAGCACAUGUUGACCAAGCUGAAGCGGUUGCUUCCUGACGCCUCCACGUCGCUGAACGCGCUGGUGGACGUGAAUGGGCGCAUCGCCGACGACCCCGGAGAAAUGGGAACAGUAUGCCUGGGGCAGAUGAUAUCCCUGACAAUUUGGAAGGUCUUCGGAAGCUUCGGCAACUGGGGAGUCGAGGUACUUCACGGCGCGAUGGUGGAUCUGAUGCGGGACCGCGAAUUUAACCGUCGCGCGCUCUGCUGCCUACCGGAGAAGCCCACGGGCGUGGACACCGACAGAGGCGAGUAUUUCGAGGCCUCGGCGGCUCGCCCUUUGGCGAUAGUCAGCACAGACAACAUGCUCUGGCAUGUCGUGGGCGUGGACUACGAGGCCACGACCGCGAGUUUGACGGCGGAGCACGGCGGCAUGGUGCUCUUUGGUUUUAAGGCGGCAUUUCCAAGCGAGAGCAAGGAGUACGUCCUUGGAGUGCUGUCGUUCUUGGGUGUGCUCCGUCAGUGCAUGAACCUGGAGGCGCCGCUGGACAGCGUCCUAGCGCUGGAGGCGCAAGCCUUGCGCCUAGCGGCCGAGGGCCCCCGGCACUGGAUCAUGCCGCGUGACUGCUGGUAUUUGAAGGGGUUGCAUGGAGAAGCUAGAUCCUUCACUUCGCUCCGCAUUAUGGCGCUCGCGGCCCAGGCGAGAGCAGCAGCUUGCGGUCUCGUGCGCAGGCGCUUCGGUUACUAA
Molecule: messenger RNA, 1704 nt
Organism: Prorocentrum cordatum
Lineage: Eukaryota; Dinophyceae; Prorocentrales; Prorocentraceae
Source: the annotation of a GenBank genome assembly